AUGUCCAAAGACAACCCCAACCCCAACCAAAUGUCCAACAACCCCAACACCAACAAAUCCGACCCCAAAAACCUCAACCCCUACGUCGAAGACGACCUCUCCCCUCAGAGCUCCCCACCCCACGGUCCCCCCACAGCCUCCCAAUCUCUCUCCACAACCGCCGCCCUCGCCAGCUUCGAAAAAGCCUUCCCCUCCCUCCCCAGCAAAACCGCCCAAACCAAAGCUUGCGGCAAGACUCAAAGUCUCGAAAAAGACUCCCCCUCCCUCCCCACCAAAUCCAACCCGCACACCAAACCCCACAAACGCUCACCCUCCAACGAGCAAGACUACGACAUGGUCGACGAGGCAAAGGACACGGAGCUCGGGGAGGAGUGGGAGGAUGUGCCUGGUGUUGAGGAUUUGCCCAAGGAGGAUGAGUUGGAGGAUGUGGGGAAGCCGUUUGCGGGGCGGAGGGCGUGGGAUGAUGCUGUGAAGGAGGAGCGGGAGAAGGAGAAGGGUGAGGGUGGGAAGGAGGGUGAGGGGAAGGCGGGCAGGAGUGGAAAGAAGGGGGGUUGGUUUUGGAGUAAGGAGGGGGAUGGGAAGAGGGCUGGGAAGUGA
Fulvia fulva is the source of this 597-nucleotide messenger RNA. RefSeq lists its product as uncharacterized. The transcript has a single exon. The record is from RefSeq and is a predicted model, not a curated record. The coding region runs from base 1 to 597 and encodes 198 amino acids. NCBI's taxonomy places the organism in Eukaryota, Fungi, Ascomycota, Dothideomycetes, Mycosphaerellales, Mycosphaerellaceae.